AUAUAAAAGUUCUAGGUCCUCUCCUCUACUUUCAUCUCCAAACCAAUCUAAAACACCUUCUCUUUCCCCUCUCUUCUCUUCUCCUCAUCUGGGUCAGAUUCUUACCCAAAAUUCAUCCUCUCUCCUGUCAGAUUCCAUCAACUUUCUCUAUUUUCCUUGAAUUUUGAUUCCACCAUCUGGGUUUUUUCCAUCUUCUAGUAUUCUGAUCAAGAUCUUCUUCACUUUCCAUGGAAGACAUCGACAUUCCUCGUUACUUUCUCUGCCCCAUUUCUCUUGAAAUUAUGAGAGAUCCAGUCACGCUCUGCACUGGAAUAACAUACGAUCGAGAAAGCAUCGAACGGUGGAUAUUCUCCAGCAAGAACAUGACAUGCCCAGUUACAAAACAACCUUUGCCAGAUACCGAAUUAACUCCCAACCACACACUACGGCGAUUAAUUCAAGCUUGGUGCACCAUCAACGCUGCGAACGGUAUCGAGCGGAUUCCGACACCCAAACCACCCGUCGACAGGACCCAAAUCGUCAAACUGCUCGACGAGGUCCAGAUCCCACAAUCGCGGCUGAAUUCUCUUCAAAAGCUCAAAUCUCUUAUUUCCGAAAGUGAGAGAAACAAGCGAUGUAUCGAAGCCGCCGGCGCAGCUACUGUCUUGGCUGCCAUCAUAAACAACAGUUCUCCAUUAAUAGAAGAAUCAGUUGAUGAUUUCAUCGAUUCCGUAAGAGCCAGCGACGAAGCACUAACCAUUCUCCAUCAUCUUCAAAUAUCUGAUGAAGCUCUCCAACACCUAAUAACGAGAAACAGCGAUUUCAUCGGCUCGCUGACACGAGUCUUACAAAAAGGGAAUUAUCAGUCGCGGGCAUAUGCAACGUUGCUUUUGAAAUCUAUAUUUGAGGUGGUUGAUCCAGUCCAUUUGAUUAGUUUGAAAGGAGAUAUAUUCAAAGAAAUCGUGCAGGUUCUUCAAGAUCAGAUCUCUUACCAAGCAACUAAGGCCGCUUUGAAAAUUCUCGUUGAGUUGUGCCCGUGGGGGAGGAACCGUGUCAAAGCUGCCGAAGCAGGUGCAGUUCCAGCAUUAGUCGAGCACAUCAUCGAGAAUUCAGAGAGGAGGGCUUGCGAGAUGGCGUUGGCAGUUUUAGAUAAUCUGUGUGCAUGUGCAGAAGGGCGGGCCGAGCUACUGAGCCACUCUGCUGGACUCGCCAUUGUAUCGAAGAAGAUACUUAGGGUUUCGAACUUCGCAAGCGAAAAGGGUCUGAAGAUAUUGUCUUCUAUUGCUAGAUUCUCUGCAACUCCGAAUGUUCUUCAAGAGAUGCUGCAAGUUGGGGUGGUUUACAAGCUGUGUCUCGUAACUCAGGGAGAUUGUAGUGUGAAGGCCAAGGAUAAGGCGAAAGAGAUACUGAUUUUGCAUUCAAGGGCUUGGAAGAACUCCCCUUGUAUUCCUCAUCACUUCAUAUCUUCAUAUCCUCGCAAAUGAGAGGUAGAUUUUAGAAGAGAUUAGAUAUAUGUAGAGAGAGGUUUCUUCCCUUCAUGUAGCAUGUAGAUAUAUGGAACAGAUUUAUACAUGGGCAUGAAAUUUUGUCCA
This is a messenger RNA of Magnolia sinica, 1571 nucleotides long. RefSeq names its product E3 ubiquitin-protein ligase PUB23-like. Bases 228 to 1463 code for a protein of 411 amino acids. Lineage: Eukaryota; Viridiplantae; Streptophyta; Magnoliopsida; Magnoliales; Magnoliaceae. The transcript has a single exon. Gene Ontology annotation, molecular function: ubiquitin protein ligase activity. The record is from RefSeq and is a predicted model, not a curated record. Gene Ontology annotation, biological process: protein ubiquitination.